Molecule: messenger RNA, 6115 nt
Organism: Papilio xuthus (Asian swallowtail)
Lineage: Eukaryota; Metazoa; Arthropoda; Insecta; Lepidoptera; Papilionidae
Exons: 36
Coding region: 390-6068 (1892 amino acids)
Molecular function (GO): protein binding
Source: RefSeq, a predicted model, not a curated record
UAAAGGGGAAUUUGAUGAAUAAAAUAAAAACGUAUUCGAGUUACUAAUGUAACAUUAUUGUAAUUUUUUCGUGUGUUAUCGCGUAGUUUUCGCUAACGUCUUGGUUGUUUGACAGAAAUCGAUACUGUUUAUUAUCAUCGUACAAAACGAUCGCCUAAUAAAAAAAUCCAAUGAGAACAAAAUAGUGAAACCGUUUUGUAAUCGUGAAAGUGAAAUUGAAAACAAUGUGCAGUGAAAAAGUUGAUAUUGAUUUGUCCGCUGCGAAUUCUGCGAUUGUUCGCCGUGACGUCAUCGCCGGGUGUCAAUAAGAUUCAAAGAUGGCGGACGAGAUUAGCUGAUCGGAAAGCGGCGCGCGCAGGCCACGCAUCAAGCGGCGAAUCAGGCGCAUCAUGCAGGUGUUCGGAGAAUGGGCACAAGUGGAGGUAGUGGAGCUGGUCAAUGAUGGCACAGGGUUGGCGUUCGGCAUCGUCGGCGGCCGCUCCUCCGGCGUCGUCAUCAAGAGCGUGCUGCCCGGUGGCGUUGCUGAUAGAGAUGGUCGGCUACGCAGUGGCGACAUGCUAUUGCGUAUCGGUGCAGUGUCUGUGGUGGGAAUGUGCGCACGGCAAGCGGCGGCCGUGCUGCGUCAGUGCGGUGCCUGCGUGCGUCUGCUCGUCGCUAGGCCUGCGUCCGCCGCUUUACCACCAUCUAUGCAGUCAUUAGGUGCUUCCCAAGCACCGGUAGUACCAUCUCGUAUGCUAGCCGACCCUGUAGAGCUAGAGAGGAGUUUGUCAGAGGCGGGGCACGAGGGCUUCGGUGCUCUGUGCGAGGACACCACGCCGCCUUCGCCUCCUCCCACUAUCAUUGAAGAGAGGUUACAUCAUAGGCCUGUGGCAUCAAUAGUGGCGGUGGUGCCGCGGGGAGCUCUCGCCCCCGCCCCGCGGCCUCCGCCUCUCAUAAUCGCACCUCCCGAGCCGCAGCCUCCCCCCAUGAGGUUACCAUUAGACAUGGCGGUGCGUGGCGGCCGAGAACCAGAGACUCUUAGUUACGAAGUUCAACUCAACAAGCACUCCGCACUCGGUCUUGGUAUUACAGUGGCCGGUUACGUCUGUGAGCAGGAGGAACUGAGCGGUAUUUUCGUGAAGAGUGUAAGUGAAGGCAGUGCAGCGGAUCUUUGCGGGAAAAUACAAGUCAACGAUAGGAUUGUAGAGGUGGACGGAGUUUCGCUGCACGGUGUUACUAAUCAUAAGGCCGUGUCGUUGCUACGCGACGCUAAAGGACCUAUCGUGCGGUUGAAAGCUUUAAGAUAUCUCCGUGGCGCGGGGUUUGAGAAGCUGCAGAAGGCGCUCGCGGCACAAGAUGGCCGCCGCUCUCCUGUCGCGCCGCCCAGCCCCUCAGUCACAUCACUUACCAAAUAUAGUUUUAGUGUGUACGACGAAUCCACAGUGAUAGAGGCAGAGGCGGAAUCAGAGAUACGUAACCCCCCCUCCCCUACCUCGCCAGGGGAGGAGGCGGAGAUCGUGAUCGGCAGGGACGAUGACAUCUCCGAGCGCGAGUUGCGCAGGAUACAGGACAAGUGGCGGGACAUAUUGAAAGAAGAGAAAGACUGGCCCGGACACCAACAUCAAUACGAUAUUGUGGUGGGCACAAUAAUGAAGGGGAAAGACAGUGGUCUGGGGAUAUCACUGGAGGGCACAGUGCGGGUGGUGGGGGGCAAGGAGGUGCAGGCGCGGCAUUACAUCCGCGCCAUCGCACCAAACGGACCCGUCGCAAAACUCGGCACUUACAGAGUUGGUGAUGAACUGUUAGAGGUAAAUGGUUGGCGAGUACUAGGAUCGCAUCACGUCGAAGUGGUCACGAGAUUGAGAGCCGUCACCUCUCCCGUUCUACUCGUGUGCGUUAGAAAGAGACAGGAGGAGAAUAAAGGACGCGAAAACAGCUUCUCAAAGAGUGCAAUAAUCGGCGGCAGUCUACAAGAUCUGCUGACUCCCCCGCAGCGGCUGAUCAAGGCUAAGUCUGAGAGUUCUGUCGCAUCUCUGUGUAGCGCCGCCACUGUCAUGUCUGCCGGACACGACCAUGAUGAAUUCUGUUCAGACGAUUUAGAACGGAAUCGUUCUCGCUCGUUGGAGCCGCUCAGUGGUCUUGCCAUGUGGAGUGAUAACAUUGAGUACAUUGAUCUGCAAAAAGAAGACCGAGGUCUUGGCUUCUCUAUAUUAGAUUAUCUGGACCCAUCAGAGGCGGGCAGCUCAGUGAUAGUGGUGAGGUCCGUGGUGUGUGGGGGCGCGGCGGCGGCGGACGGCAGACUGGCGCCCGGCGACCGACUCGUCUCCGUCAACGGUAUCGAUGUCUCCAGAGCCUCACUGGCUACCGCUGUUAGAGCUAUCAAGACCGCGCCUAAAGGGACAGUAACAAUAGGAGUAGCGAAGCCCUUACCUUGUAGUACUGUUGUUGGAGGUGAGAAGGCCAACGCAAAUAGCAUGCAGAGCAGUCAGGAAUGUGUUAACUCUAUCGCAUCAGACGACCACACUGGCAUGGACUCAUUUCACGAAUGUCUACAAGAGUACGGAGAAGGUUUAGAAGUUGUACAAAUAUGCUUAGAACCAGAGGAAGCAUCCAUCAAAGAUGAUGAAUUAUCAGCAUUAUGCGAUCUUAGUUUUGACGAAUGCAAAAGAGAUCAAAAAGUAGAUCAUAUUAGUAAAGAUCAGCUAGAUAAAGAAAAGAUGAAUGGUAUAACGGAAUUCAAAUCUUCGAAAUCUGAAGAGUCUUUAGACGAACCAGAUGAUGAUAUGACAAUAACUGAAGACGAUGUUUUAGUUUCUCCAAGAGAAUUCAAUAUUAGAAGUAAAUCUGCAGAUAGGAAAGAAACAAAUGGUAGUCGAAGUUUGUCAAAACAAAAUAGCAAAGAUUUGUCAACAUCCGAUGAGAUGGUUUUCGCAGUAACACCAACAGGUUUAGAGAGAAUCAGUUUCGAAAAGUAUUGGAAAGAUUGUGGCGAAACUACAGAAGUUUUACAUAAGGUUAAAAGUGAUGAAAGUUGGAAAGAGUGUUUGAAUUCACCAACAGAUGAAGCGAGUAGCUUUUACGAUACAACAACUAGAAUAUCCGUCCAGGAAGAAAAUAAUACACUUUUAUACAUCGAUCAUGAGAUAGACGGUUACGAAACAUGUCUCGACGAUGACUCAUCGUCUGUGAUGUGCGCUGAAAAAAACGGCUAUAAAAUCAACGGAGAUCGCGAGAUCAAAGAUUUUAGUAAACAAAACGAAGUUCAUAGAAACAAAGACAACGACGCGUGUGCCAAAACAAAUACGGAUCAGAAUAUUGGCGAUGUUGUCGACGAUUCGUCGUACACCAGGCCUUAUGUGCAAGAGCAUAUUAUAAAACAAAUGAAAUCAUUGCGAAUCGAACCGCUUAAUGUUAAUAUUAGCACGAAAAAGAUAAGAAAAAAAAGUCCAACAAAACCGUCCAAAAAUGAACGCCGAUGCAUCGAAUAUUACAACGACCAGGAUGAGUGCUUGAAGGAAAUACGACAGAAAAAAUUAGAAGAAGAAAAGAGACAUAAAGAAGAAAGGAAGCGUACACCAAAGAAGAAUAUAGCAAUAGAAAAGAAGAUGAUGUUAAAGAAACAAGAACCUAGUGAAGAAUCUACUGAUUUGGAGAAUAAUUAUGUACCAGAUUGUCAUAAGUGUUUCUUAGAGAACUAUGCGUAUGCUAUUACAAAAGCAUAUAUAGCUGAAGCAACUGCUUGUAAAUUUUGUGAAGUGAUUAGAGAAAUGUUAGAACCACCGAAAAGAAUACCAGAUAGAAGAAUGUCAGCUCCAGCAAGUAUAAGUUGGGAAAGUGGUUCAGAAUCGGAAGAAGAAUGUUUGUUAGCUGUUCCAGUUGUGAAGGAUAGAAGGAAAUCGGCUGGACCUUUAACAAUUUUAACAUCUCCGAGAAGAUCAAGUCACGUGAGUCCAAACAUGACGGUGACUGUGUCUCCCGACCGACAUACAGUGGGUGCCCAGCGCUGGGGCCCGUCGCGAUCUGUCACGCUCAAACGAAGCCCCGGAGCACCACUCGGAGUCAGCAUCGUAGGCGGUAAAGUUGACAUAAUAUCGAAUCAGAAUACAGCCAAUGGCUCUGAAAAGGCGAUAUUUGGGAUAUUCAUCAAGAAUGUGGUCCCUGAUAGUCCGGCGGGACUCUGUGGUGAACUACACACCGGUGACAGGAUUUUGGAAGUGGACGGUGUCUGUGUGAGAACAGCGCAGCACGAGAGAGCUGUGCAGCUGAUUAAGGCUGCGGGCAACACUGUCACACUUACUGUCCAAAGCUUGAUAGCCUGGAAUACUGAUUCAUCCGAUGUUGAUGUAACAUCACCAACUCCUUCGAGGACCCUAUCAUACAAGAAAGGUCCAGCACCGCCACCGCCAACAGCAGUCAAUCAAGUUCCUAAACAUGAUAUAAAGAUAACAGUCACAUCAGAAGCUGGCACAGAAAAAGAAGGAGAGAUAGACGCAGAAAAGGAAACAAAGGAGAAAGGAUCAUCUGAAACUGAAUCUUCUAAGCCGGUCUACUCUGACUCUGAGAGCAGUGAUGAAGAAGACGAAAGAGAAUUGAGUGGAAGAACAUAUUCUGAGAAAGGUGUUGAGAUUGAUCGAGCAUCUGCUGGAGCAAUCAAGCGCACUAAAGAAGAGAAGGAGGCGGAUCCAGAAGAAGAAGAUGACUUCGGCUACACAACAAAUAAAAUCCGCAAGAAGUAUGCAUCGCUCGGAGACAGUAUCGUCGUGGUCAAACUGGAGCGGUCCCCGAAAGCUGGUCUCGGUCUCAGCUUGGCGGGACACCGGGACCGCAGUCGCAUGGCGGUCUUCAUCUGCGGUCUUCAUCCCGCGGGAUCUGCAGCCAAAUCCUCACCACCCAUCAAAGUCGGCGAUGAAAUCUUGGAGGUGAACGGCAUAGUACUACACGGCAGAUGUCAUCUCAACGCAUCCGCCAUCAUCAAAGGAUUAGUUGGACCUGUCUUCAAGAUCAUCCUUCUAAGGCGUAAAUCAGCGUUAGAAGAUGUUGCCGUAAAACCGUUAACGCAGUUCCCAGUCGCCCUUGAUGAAGAGUCGGAGGAUCGAUUUGCCGGAUACAAAGGAGUACGAGACAUCACCAUCAAAAAGGGUCCGGCUGGAUUAGGAAUUAUGAUAAUAGAAGGACGGCAUACGGAGGCGGGGCGCGGGAUAUUCGUGUCCGACUUGCAGGAGGGCAGUGCUGCGGAACAGGCCGGACUUAACAUCGGUGACAUGAUCCUGGCCGUAAAUAGAGACUCUUUGCUUAGUUGCAGCUAUGAUGCCGCGGCCGCUAAACUCAAACACACGGAAGGCGUGGUCAUACUCACAGUGUGCAGUCCCAACAUGAAGGAUCCUGACAAAGAAGAUCCUUCAGGUGCGAGUGGGAAUCAAACUCCUGACGCGUUGUCAGCCGGCGCGUCUCGCCCGCAGACACCAAGACCUGCUCCAUCGCCUGCUAAAGCGGAGCCGCCGCCCGACCCCGCCACAGCGCCGGUGAAGCCCAACCAGGAGAUGGUCAUUGAAAUCAACUCCAACAAUGAGAACCUCGGAGUUGUCCUGCUCGGAGGCAGCGAUACAUUGAUUAAUGGUGCAGCAGCGGUAAUAUUAGACGUAUAUAAAACUGGGGCAAUCGGCAAAGAUGGACGUCUGCAGGUCGGUGAUCAGAUCCGCGAUUGCAACGGCAUUGCUAUCACAAACAAGAUGGCGCACGAGAGAGUCUGUCUCAGCAUCAAACUUAAAGCACCUAAGCUGAAAUUGACAGUGUUCCGACCUGAUCCGAUCCAGUACGAGGAAGUGGAAGUGGAGCUGACGAAGAAGGCGGGUCGCGUGUUGGGACUGACUUGUAUAGCUCCUGUGCAGGGAACUGGUGUUUACAUCGGAGACCUUCUCCCCGGUUCACCUGCUGAAGUUGACGGUAGAAUUCAAAAAGGUGACCUACUGGUGUCAGUCGACGGCAAGGACUUGUCCGGAGCGGACUACAUCGCGGCCGCAACUGCGUUGAAAUUGUGCGCCAACAAAACCACGAUUAAAGUGAAAAGAUUUAAAAUAAUUAGUAAAUAAACUGACAAUGCAAAAGUGACUUUAUUUUAUUGUGUUUAAGGUUUAUU